Messenger RNA from Durusdinium trenchii, 959 nucleotides. Lineage: Eukaryota; Dinophyceae; Suessiales; Symbiodiniaceae. The record is from the annotation of a GenBank genome assembly.
CGAAAGGGGGACCCGGCGGAGCUUUGUUCUUCAAUCGCACAGGUGUCGUUGAUCAUGUAUCGCACAAGUGUCAGUGAACAGAUGGUGUUUGGCUUUGGGUCGCAUGCCAACAUGGCGAAAAGGACGCCGGACCUCGGCGACAGGACAUUGCGAUGAUGUCCUGUCGGACCGCGCUUAAGAAACAGGUGGAGGAAAGACCGGACCCGGCGACUUUCAAUACAAGACCUGUUGGAGGGGUACUGCUAUAUGGUUGUGUGGUAACAUAUAGGAAGACCUCCCAGUUUGAGCCCUUCUUCAAGGAGGGAAACAAACACCAAACGCAUUUUGGUUGUCUCCGGAUCCAAACAUCUCACACGCAUACUUCUUCCAAGCCGUGGAUGCGGAUCUUCCUUUGAAGAACUCUCACCACGAAGAUUCCAGACUCGAUCUUCAUGACCGACCAGGACCUUCCAAGCUUUGGUUUUAGAUGGUUUUAGACUAAUAGCCUGGGCACCUGUCACCAGGUGUUUCCCGAUCGAACGAGGGGUCCGAGUAUCCAUCACCCACGAUCUGUUGGCCAUUGGUCCAAUCUUUGGACGGUUUCUUCACGUGACGAAGAUGGCUUCUCCAAGGUUGGCCGUGAGUGUUUUAUCCUUCCUGGGUUUGCUCACGACCUGCUGCUGUCGCUCCUCCGGCUAUGGCAAGAGCAAUCGACCCUUGGUCUACGAGUCCCUCACCGAGCGCGUUUGGUGCUGCGCAGCGCGCACCACCAGCCGGAUGCAGGGAAGACAUGAUGACGCAAGGACUGCUUGCUGUGCAUAUCAACCCCUCCAGCAGCUGGAGACAGGAGCUGGCGAGCCGCUGAUGCCCAACGCCAGCGAGCUCGAAGGAAGGUAGACCGGGCGAAAGGUGACCGGGGUAGCGUGGCUGGAGUGUUCGUGGGAUAGCAAUGCUUGGAGCUGUGGACGUGGGGUUUCUGG